Molecule: messenger RNA, 1647 nt
Organism: Helicoverpa armigera (cotton bollworm)
Lineage: Eukaryota; Metazoa; Arthropoda; Insecta; Lepidoptera; Noctuidae
Product: E3 ubiquitin-protein ligase siah2
Exons: 8
Coding region: 184-1620 (478 amino acids)
Biological process (GO): proteasome-mediated ubiquitin-dependent protein catabolic process; multicellular organism development
Cellular component (GO): cytoplasm
Molecular function (GO): zinc ion binding; ubiquitin protein ligase activity; ubiquitin conjugating enzyme binding
Source: RefSeq, a predicted model, not a curated record
AUGAGUCGUGUAGGUACUUUCGUUAUCAGAAAUUCGACUCGAAGCGUGUAUAAUCGUCGGCCAUGUUAUAAAUACAACGUUUUGCUUUGUUUCGCUCAUUGUGCCUAAUAAGCUUGCUUUGGUUAGGUUAGUGAAGUUUUUAAUCAGUGUUUGAAGCUAAAGGUUGUGUUUAACGUCUUUGAAAUGGGUGCAGAGCAAUCUACCACGAGUAGGAGCAAUGCCUCGACUCCAACACAGAGACAGAUGAGUCAGGCCGAAGUCAAGCGAAUGCUGGACCAGCAGAGGCAGCAGUACGAGAGGAAACUGCAAGAGGUGGUCAAUAAAACGAAGCAGGAGGCAGCUGCCAGACCCCCUACUCCUCAAACUAUAAGCAUGGAAAGAGAGCGAGCGCCGUACAGUUAUGCUGGACCCGCUCUGCAGCAAAACGCAGCCCCUAGUACGCCACAGCCUCUAUACCCCAAUCUGAACCAGCCCCAAGCGUACCCGUAUCAACCCCAACCCAACAACCAAUUCCACCCCCAGCCCAACAACAACCAAUUUCAUCCCCAAGUCAAUAACAACCCUUUCCAGCCGCAGAGGCCGAAUGACUUCGUUUUCGUUAACAACUAUGGACAAACUGAAAGUUACAAUAGACCUGCCCCGUCGGCGCCGUUCCUCCCGAAUCGAAGAGGUCGCGGACAGGGGCCCAGGCCGCGAUCUAUCAGCAGACAGCGCAACGAGCCCCAGGAGCGUGACGUCCUAGACUGUCCGACUUGCCACUCGCGGUUCGGCCUGCGGAUCUACCAGUGCGACAGUGGGCACAGCUCGUGCAGCGAGUGCAAGAAUAGAGGCCGAGUGUGUGGCAUCUGUCGCCAGGUCCUCACUAACAGGAGGAACUUUGACCUCGAGAACCAUAUGGCUCAGACGAAAGCGUUGUGCCCAAACGCUAGCGAGGGCUGUAAGCUGUACAUCAAGAUCUCUGACAUGGACACACACCUGCGCGAGUGUCCCUUCAAGGAGCAGGAGUGUCCGCUCGCCGCCGUGUUCGGCACUUGCUGCUGGAGAGGAAAACUAAGCCAAAUAGCGGGUCAUUUCGACCAAAUGCAUCCAAGCGGCCGUCAGACUGACGUCGAUACUGAAAUGGCUCUGACAAACGUGCAGAACACGAGCCAAGAGGUGCAUUUAGUCGUGUUAGGAACGUACAACUUCCUAGUCCACGUUAAAGUAUCAGAAACUGACGGCAAAGUCUACAUGGCCGUCCAACUUAUUGGUACCAAGUUCAGCGCCGCGAAAUGGAACUACGAAAUCCACGUUUACAAUAAAAACGAAAAGCACCGCAAGUACACUUACACAGACAACUGUAUGUCGUCCAACGACAAAGUAGAGGACAUAUUUAAAGAUGGCGAAUGUGCUGUGUUGCCAGUGUGGUACGCCAAUACAUUCGUGCACAACGGUGUUAUGAAUUACAAGUUUUUUAUCAAGAAAUCUGAGGAAGCCAUCGCAGAAGAUUCAGAGAGCCGUGGGGAGAAAGAAAGCAGGAAAGGGCAAAAACAAAAGACACACGCAGUUAACAAGCAUCAACGCGUAAAGGCGAACCGCGGGAGAUCAUCUUCCCUUGCCUCGGAAAAUAGAAAAAACUAGCUACCAACCGACUGAGUAGAAAUAAAG